Molecule: messenger RNA, 411 nt
Organism: Papaver somniferum (opium poppy)
Lineage: Eukaryota; Viridiplantae; Streptophyta; Magnoliopsida; Ranunculales; Papaveraceae
Exons: 1
Coding region: 1-411 (136 amino acids)
Molecular function (GO): RNA-DNA hybrid ribonuclease activity; nucleic acid binding
Source: RefSeq, a predicted model, not a curated record
AUGCCACCGGAUGAGGGAGAACUGAUUUUGUGUUGUGAUGGAGCGGCCAGGGGAAGUCCACGUACUUGGGGAGCUGGAGUUGUUGCAAGGAAUGCUAGCUGUGAAGUCCUUGGAGCAAUCUCAAUUGGGCUUAGAACGCCAACGAAUUAUCUGGUAGAAAUUUAUAGUAUUGUGGUGGGAUUGGAGUUGGCUGUCAAAUGGGAAAUGAAUAGAGUUCUAAUUAGGACUGAUUCAAAGAGUUCUAUGGAUGCUGUAGCUACGGGUACAAUGCCUUGGUUCGUUAAAAAUCGUUGGAAAAAUGUUAUGGAGAAUUAUGUUUCUAUUCGUUUUGAGCAUAUUUAUAGAAAAGCAAAUUUUGCAACGAAUUGUUUAGCUAAACGGGUUGUAAUUUUGGUGAAGGGGAAGGGAUGA